Molecule: messenger RNA, 1092 nt
Organism: Aureobasidium pullulans EXF-150
Lineage: Eukaryota; Fungi; Ascomycota; Dothideomycetes; Dothideales; Saccotheciaceae
Product: mitochondrial carrier
Exons: 2
Coding region: 1-1092 (363 amino acids)
Biological process (GO): transmembrane transport
Source: RefSeq, a predicted model, not a curated record
AUGACAUCCCCAUCACCGCCUGCGCAACUGAAAGCGCCCGUGAACAAGCAGAGCUGGGACUAUGUCAUGCGCAGCGGUCUGGCCGGCGGUAUAGCUGGAUGCGCCGCAAAGACAGUGGUAGGCCCGCUAGACCGCGUCAAGAUUCUCUUCCAAGCCUCGAGUCCUCAAUAUGCAAAAUACACGGGCUCAUGGUUUGGCUUCUUCCGAGCCAUGCGUGAUAUUCAAUCCAACGAAGGCACGCGAGGUCUCUUCCGCGGUCACUCUGCCACCUUGCUCCGUAUCUUCCCCUACGCCGGUAUCAAGUUCCUUGCCUACGAGCAGAUCCGCGCCGUCAUAAUCCCAUCCCAAGAGAAAGAGACGCCCAUCCGUCGACUACUCAGCGGCAGCUUAGCUGGCACCAUCUCUGUCUGCUUUACUUACCCUCUAGAAGUCAUUCGCGUGCGACUAGCCUUCGAGACCAAAACACAGCACAAGACUAGCCUGAGAGAAAUCUGCAAAACCAUCUACCACGAACAACCGCCGCCCGUACGUGCAGCUCCUCAACAUCUAGACACGUCCUCCGUUACACGCGCCGCGACCUCGUCCAUCUCUGCCACCUCGGCCGCCCUGAACAAAGCAACACCUGCCUCGGGCAUGGUGAACUUCUUCCGUGGCUUCACCCCUACCCUCUGGGGCAUGCUCCCCUAUGCCGGCUGCUCCUUCCUCACUCACGACACAGCCGGCGACUUUAUGCGACGUCCGCGCUUAGCAAAAUACACUACACUUCCCGAAUCACAAUCCUCCCAAAAGCGCGACCCCAACAAGGCUGUGCCGCUCAAAUACUGGGCUGAACUUGCCACUGGUGGCUUCGCUGGUUUCGUAUCACAAACCGUGUCAUACCCGCUAGAAGUCAUACGAAGACGCAUGCAAGUCGGUGGUGUAGUCGGCGAUGGCCAUCGUCUCGGCAUGAUGGAAGUCGCUGCACGCAUCUACCGUGACACUGGCUUCAAGGGCUUCUUUGUGGGUCUUGGUGUUGGUUACAUCAAGGUCAUCCCUAUGGUUGCCACCAGUUUCUUCGCCUACGAGCGCGCCAAGCUCGCUCUUGGUAUCUGA